Molecule: messenger RNA, 1830 nt
Organism: Ceratitis capitata (Mediterranean fruit fly)
Lineage: Eukaryota; Metazoa; Arthropoda; Insecta; Diptera; Tephritidae
Exons: 4
Coding region: 90-1727 (545 amino acids)
Biological process (GO): SCF-dependent proteasomal ubiquitin-dependent protein catabolic process
Cellular component (GO): SCF ubiquitin ligase complex
Molecular function (GO): protein binding; RNA binding
Source: RefSeq, a predicted model, not a curated record
CAUAAUCACAACAGUUCAUCUAGUGUUUAGACUACAACAAGCUGAGAUUACAAAGCCUUAACGUUGCGAAAAUUCUUUCUGUGUGCAAAAUGCAUAAAGUUAAAAAUAUUUAUAAUAAAUCUUUCUGCAAAAAUGGCAUGGCCUUUACCGAGGAUCACAUCGUAGUACGCUGCAUUCGUGUUAUUCAUGGCCGAGUUUCAGAAUAUGAUUUGGAGCAAUAUUUUCUUCAAUUCGGCUCUGUUGAAAAAUUCGAAAUAACCUAUAACCGCGAGGCCUACCGAUAUAAAAAACUCUUCAGAAGCUAUAUUCGUUUCGUCGAACCGGAAGCUGCAUUCAGGGCGCUGCGUAGUAAUAAGCAUUUUGUUAAUAAUAAUCGCAUAUUUGUUGAACCUGCAUAUAGCUGGCAACAACCUGAUAUGGAAAAGGCACGAAGCCAAGAAGAACAAGAAAAUGUUGCUAACCCGAAAGCAGCUUUAAAUAUAUUGCAAUUGCCAGAAUAUUGCAUAGAAGCUAUUUUAGAGAAAAUGAAACCAGGCGAUCAAAUACGACUGUCACGCACACACAAAGUAUUUCGAAAUAUUUUUGAAUCGUUCUGCAGAAGAAACUAUAAAAAAUUCAAUUUGGAUGAAAUGCACAACAUGACGUUGUGGGAGAUACGUGAUUUUUUAGAAAUAACAGGCAAAAAUUUGGUGAAAAUUAGUGGUUCCAUAAAUCACAAAUAUCGUGAGGAAAUAGUGGAUUUAUUAUCGAAACACUGUACGAAUUUGGAAAGUGUUACCCUGAAGGGCAUGAACGGAAUGGAUGGAGAAUGUCUAAACAACUUCCUGAGACUGUUGCCAGAUUUGCAGGAAUUAAAUGUAACGCGUUGCCCGUUGAACGAUAAAUCAAUUAAAAUAUUGACUGGCAGCAAAAAAUUACAUUCAUUGCACUUGUACGACGUUGCCAAUAUAAGAGGCGCACAGAUCAAGCAUCUACUCAAACUGGAGCAUCUCUCGCUCCACGGAUGUUUUAAGGUUCGACAACAGAAUGUAAAAACCAUAUGUAAAACGUUGAAAAACUUGCGUACACUUGAUAUACGCGGCUUAAACCUCGAAAUUGUCCCGAAUUUUUUCCAUGAAAUGUCUACGCUUUGCCAGAAACUUGAGGUGUUGAAAAUUACAUCAAAAGAGGACAAUAACGAGAGUGUGGCGUUAUUACCAUGCUUAAAACACCUCGAGGUCCAUUAUACUGAAUCCAAUAAGAUGAUGACACUACUGCCCAAACUGGUGCAAAACAAAGCGAAUCAACUGGAGGUACUGAAAAUAUACUCCAAACAAUGUCUAACCGCGGAACAUAUAAAAAUGAUAUCACGUUUGGAAAAAUUGAAAACACUUUCCAUCGCUUUUAGUGGCGAUGCAUUGUCUAAUCUCGGCUUAGCUCAGUUGGGUCAGUUGAAGCAACUGGAAGACUUGACGAUUGCCGGUAGCGCCAAAGUGACCAAUGACGGUUUGUUGAGAUUGCUGAGGUCAUGCCCGAAGCUGCACACAUUGAAUAUACAAUUUUGUAAACAAAUAACAAAUGAUUUCCUAGCAGAAGUCAUAUACAUGGCACGCUUUCGGGGACGAAAAUUCACCAUUUCCACUUAUGGUACGUCGGUGAUGGCAAACCGAAUUAGAAUGUGUCCAUCAUAUCAAUAUGUGGUGAGGCGUUCUCUUUUGACCAUCUUUCGUAGGCCUAGAGGACAUUGAAGACGUUCUUGUGCCUGUUUGAAUCUUCAAACAAUAGAUAUAUAUAAAAAUCGUAGAUGUAGAUUAUAUAUAAAUUUACAUAAGUAUUUUACUUCCAUGAAUU